Messenger RNA from Rhododendron vialii, 1974 nucleotides. RefSeq lists its product as uncharacterized. NCBI's taxonomy places the organism in Eukaryota, Viridiplantae, Streptophyta, Magnoliopsida, Ericales, Ericaceae. The record is from RefSeq and is a predicted model, not a curated record. The transcript is spliced from 4 exons. Bases 1 to 1191 code for a protein of 396 amino acids.
AUGUAUGAUGCCGGUAUUGCUUUUAAUGCAGUUAAAUAUCCGAGUUUUGGGCCCGUGAUUGAAUCUAUUGGGCAAUAUGGCCCGGGCAUGAAACCGCCAAGUUACCAUGAGACACGGGUCACCUAUUUGAAGAAGGAGGUGAUUAAUGUAAAUACUUUGAUGAAGGAUCACAAAGAGGAUUGGGUGAAAUAUGGAUGCUCUAUAAUGGCGGAUGGAUGGAAUGAUAGGAAUCAGAGGAGCUUAAUCAAUAUUUUGGUGAAUUGUCCAAAGGGCACAAUGUUUAUCGAGUCCAUCGAUACCUCAAACUAUUCUAAGGAUGGAAAAAGGUUGUUUGAACUUUUUGACAAGUAUGUGGAACUCGUCGGUGAAUCCAAUGUAGUCCAAAUUGUCACAGAUAGUGCCUCGGCUAAUGUAUCGGCUGGAAAGUUUUUGCAAAGAAAGCGACCAAAUCUUUAUUGGACACCAUGUGCGGCCCAUUGCAUUGACUUGAUGUUGGAAGAUAUUUUCAAGAUACCACAUCUUAAGGCGGUUUUUGAAAAGGCCAUUAGGUUUAAUGGUUAUAUUUAUGCCCGUCCAGGCGUAAUUAAUAUGAUGAGGCGAUUUACCGGAGAAAAGGAAAUGGUGAGGCAUGCAAAAACAAGAUUCGCAACUGCUUUCCUCACUUUAUCUAGGAUUCAUCAGCAAAAGAACAAUUUGAGGAAGACGUUCAUUUCAGAAGAAUGGACAUCUAGCAAAUGGGCAAAGGAGCAGUUAGGCAAAGAAGUGGCAAGAUAUGUUAUGAUGGCUUCUUUUUGGAAUAAUAUUGUCUAUGCUCUUAAGGUCUCUGGUCCUCUUGUGAAGGUGUUGAGAUUGGUUGAUACCGAGAGAAAGCCUCCCAUGGGAUACAUCUAUGAGGCUAUGGAUAGGGCAAAAGAAGCCAUGGCCAAAUCAUUUGGUGAAAAGGUUGAAAAAUAUCAAGACAUCUAUGCUAUUAUUGACAAUAGGUGGGCAAUCCAAUUGCAUCGUCCUUUGCAUGCUGCGGGACAUUUUUUGAAUCCGGAGUUCUUUUACUCAAACCCACAAGUUGAGCAAGAUGUUGAGGUUAUGACAGGGAUUUACGAUUGCAUAACAAAGUUGAUUGCAGAUGAAGAGAUACAAAAUAAAAUCGCUUCUGAGAUGACUGUUUACAUGAAAGCUGAGGGACUUUCUUGACUGCCACUAGCAAUUAGGCAAAGAAAUACAAGGGCACCUGCUGAUUGGUGGGUUGCAUAUGGUUCUACGACGCCUAAUUUGCAAAAGUUUGCGAUAAGAGUUCUUAGCCUUACAUGUAGUUCUUCCGGUUGUGAACGGAAUUGGAGUGUAUUUGAACAUCUCCAUAGCAAAAAAAGAAAUAGGCUCCAGCAAAAACGCCUCAAUGACUUGGUGUUUGUCAAGUAUAACAGGGCACUAAAACGUCGAUAUGAUAUGCGAGAUACAAUUGAUCCCAUUUCUUUGACAAAUGUUGAUGAAAGCAAUGAGUGGUUGCGUGGGAGGAUGGAUGGAGAAUCUGAUGAAGAUAAUGAGCAGGUGUUUGGUGAUGAUAGUUUAACGUGGGGUGAUGUUGCUAGAGCUUCUGGAGCGUUAGAGAGUUCCAAUGUAACUAGAGCUACAACAUCAAGAGCACGAGCAAGGAGUGCCACAUCCAAUCCAAUUGAUUUGGUAGAUGAAGAAGAGGCAGGUUCCGAAGAGACGGAAGAAGAGGAAGAUGACGAGGAAUACAAAUCCGUUGGUGAAGAAGAAGAUGAUGACGAUUUUCUUGGUGUUGAUAUGGACGAUGAUUAGUAAACUAUAUCCUCCUUAGGAUGAUUGAAGUGCAACUAGGAAAAGUACUUGGAUGCUUGUCUUUUAUUGAUUUUGACGUUUUAGUUUGUCUCUAUAUGAGAUCGGUAGCUAUUUGACAUUUCAUGAAUAUUUUUAUGUAUCUUUUGGAUGGUAAACUCAUUGGCUUAGUGCUUA